AGCAAAGAAGCCCCCUCCCCCAAUCCGUCUCCUUCCAUCCAUCCAAUCAAUCACUCACUAUUUCACUAAACUACCUAGUGUUACCUACUGCCCUUUUGCGGCUUCUCUUCCUAGCGGACACCUACCAGUCGCCUGACGCCAAUUGCCAAGUGUCUAACCCGAACCCCGGUCAGCUAAUGCCGGUCUUCUUGCCCGUGCUUGAAUUGCUUGAUUAUUCAUUCAUUCAUUCAUUGAUAUUAUCGGCCCCCUCCCCCAACCCUCCCAGUCGCUUGACCAUUAUUGCUUCGUUCUUCAAUCUGCUACUCUUCCUCCCCUCCCCUCCUGCCAACGCCUGCUCCCACAUCACGUCCGCACGUCCGCUCCCCUACCAGCACCAGCUCUCCAGCUAUUACUACCCUGCGCUUGUAGCAUCUGACACCGACGAUCCAGGCUCCAUCUCCAGCGAACAGGUCCCGAGCAGGCGGAGCGCUGAGUCGCGGUCUGGUCUCUCUGAACCAUCCAGCAAAACCUCAGCCCUGCGACUCCUCCAAAUGACGACAGUCUCCUAGCAGCGGAUCCGCUGAAUUAUAGCCUCUACAGUAGGAGCCCCCGGUUGUGCACCCAGGCCCGCGGUGCUGGGAAGGGCACCUCCGGCAACAUGGAUCACAUGCUGGUGCUGCCUCCUCCGUCGCAGUCCCCGACACCCUCGCAGCUAAAAUCACAAGACGCGAGUGCCGCUGUCUCCUAUCCGGACUACGAGCGCCGCUCAACACCAGCGGCGUUCCACGAACCAACUUUGACGAUGCACUCGUCCCACCUAAACAGCCUGCCGCUACCGCCCAUCUCCCAUCCAGGCGACCCAACCUCGCGAUCCUUCCCCCACCACACUGCCGAGCUGGCCCCGAUCCAGCCGCCGCACGAGAAGCCUGCCAUUGGGGCCGCGCAAACUCUGCCGUCACUCUCCUCCGUCACUGGCGCGCAGACUCCUCGCCUGCCCUCGCUGUCUGCAGCCUCAGAGUCUUCGUAUUCUCCCCUGUCUACGGCGAGCACAUCGACAGUAAUCACCGCGACCACAAACAAGACGGUCGCUUCUCCCAGUCUCCCCAUCAAUCAUUGGCCGAGCCUGAAUCCCUUCACCACAUACUACACACCGAGCCACGUGCAGGGUUCCGAAUCGUCCAUGAACGCGGACGUGACCAGCGGCAAACCAAGUCACCACAGGGCUACCAGCGUCAGCCUCGAUGACCCGGGGGUGCGUGCCGCCGCCGAGGCUCUGGGGCGCCUGCGAACAGUGGACACCAUGCCCCACGACAGCGACGGCCGGCGCAACCGGACUCCCGAGGCGUACCAAGUGGGCACGCCCAACUCCCAGGAGAGCUCCAGCGAGAGACAGCAGGAGCCCCUGCUGUCAUUGAUCACUACGUCUUACCCCAGCAUCGCCCCUGUUGCGUCAUAUCUAGAGAGUGCCACGUCGGUCUGCAAUACGGCCUAUACAAACUCCAAAAACUAUUCGCCCGUCCUCAGAAGGAAUGCCGAGUACAUAGAGGACCGAGUCGUGAAGCCGGUCGCCAAGACUGUAGGGAGAUAUGGCGGACACGGGCUCAGGUGGUGGCUGCAGAAGCCGGGCAGGAAGCAGCGCUCACCGUCCGACUUGGAAGAUGGGCGACAGGGAGUGAAGCGACGGAAGGGGGACACGGACAGAGAAUCAGCCAUCGCGGCCCGCGUCAUGGCCGAUUUUGACAUAGGUUCUAAGGAUCGACGCACCUCGGUCAGCACGGUCGACACGUUGCCUGCCUAUGACGACCAGAGGUCGCCGGCCUACACCGAGAGGGCUGACGAGCAGAGGGGGCCGAACUCUCAGGAUGAAGAGUCUGGGAGCUAUAAGCUGUGGGUUACGACGUCCAGUCUCCGCGUUGCCAUGCAGGAUGAGAGCAAGAAGCGUCUCCGGGUUCUCAUCGGGGUGCUGAGCAACACCAACGGGCGGAUCACUGACUUCUUCGAGAGCCUGACCAAGGCGGUGGAGGAGUAUGAUCGCUCCAUCGCGGCAAAUCGCGAAGAUGUUGCCAUGGAUGGCCAAGACGAACACAGUCACAAUGAGCUUUCGACACGCAUCAUGACCCUCGUUGACGGCAUAACCAAGACGAGCGCAGCGACGGUCGACAUGGUCAACAAAUGCGCUGCGAGUGCCCUGCCAGAUAACGUCAAGGCCUUUGUGGCUCGUCGACUGAUAAGCUUGCCCGCGCAGUGGAAGCUCAUGGCGUCGCAAGAAGGGCCGGACGCGCCCAGGGAAGGUGGCGACGAAGCAGCAGCAAUCCGUCACAGAGCACACUCGGCAUUGGCGCUGGCCAAGGUGUCUCUCCAGAUUAUGACGCAAAUCACCGAUGUCCUCAACAUGACGCUGAACGCUGUUGAGGAAUGGUGCGAGAACCAAAACAAAAACGAGAGCUCCCAGCCAUCUUCCCCAAUGGGUGUUCAGGGGCCGGUGGGCGUAGAUGGGGACGUCAAGAUGUCAGAUUGA
Messenger RNA from Podospora pseudopauciseta, 2497 nucleotides. It is a transcript of the gene OPI1, whose product is annotated as transcriptional regulator opi1. Bases 638 to 2497 code for a protein of 619 amino acids. Gene Ontology annotation, cellular component: nucleus; endoplasmic reticulum. Gene Ontology annotation, biological process: endoplasmic reticulum unfolded protein response; phospholipid biosynthetic process; regulation of transcription by RNA polymerase II. Gene Ontology annotation, molecular function: transcription corepressor activity. NCBI's taxonomy places the organism in Eukaryota, Fungi, Ascomycota, Sordariomycetes, Sordariales, Podosporaceae. The transcript is spliced from 2 exons. The record is from RefSeq and is a predicted model, not a curated record.